This is a messenger RNA of Mya arenaria, 576 nucleotides long. RefSeq lists its product as uncharacterized. The record is from RefSeq and is a predicted model, not a curated record. The transcript has 5 exons. The coding region runs from base 1 to 330 and encodes 109 amino acids. NCBI's taxonomy places the organism in Eukaryota, Metazoa, Mollusca, Bivalvia, Myida, Myidae.
AUGCGGGAAGUGUUUAGCAUGGACGAGCUGGAAAGUGUAAUGGAAGAGUGCAGGGACAAACUGGUUGUCAUUGACUUCUGGGCGGGCUGGUGCGGGCCAUGCAAGAUCAUAGGUCCAAUGUUUGAGAGGCUUGCAAAAGACACCUCAUUGACGUCGAAAGUCGAGUUUGUCAAAGUUGAUGUGGAUGAAGCCCAGGACAUUGCAGAAUGGGUCGGUGUAGAAUGCAUGCCAAUGAUUGUGUUCUACCGAGCAGGUGAAAAGAUUGAUGAAUUUGCCGGCGCCAAUACGAAGGUUCUGGAAGAGAAGAUCAGAGAAUACGCAAGCAGCUGAUGUCUCAUGGUGUCUUUGUGAAACAUGGUUGUGUUUCACAUGUUUUUUGUCAAACCUGAUAUUGUUCCGCCUGUUACCUUCUUUAACCUGAGUUUGUAUUUACUUUGCUACUCUAUAACGGUGAAUUUGUCUCAUACCUGAUUUUCUAUAAUAUGUGUUUUGUACAACGUAGCAUAUCAUAUGAAUUUGUGAAAUUUUGUUCUGAUUUUAACGUGUAUGAGUAAAGCCUGGUUUUUCUUCACAUGU